AUGACUGUUUCGCGCAGCUAUUCUCCUAAUGGUAUUAUUCGGCCUAAUCCAGACUAUGACCUCUGUUGCGGAUUGUUUCAUUCUACGGUUGGUAAUAAUAUUUGUCGUUGUUUCCUUUUUAUCUCAUUCGUGGAAAAAAAGUUUUUAAAAAAAUGUGGUAAAAACUUUUAAAAAAACUAUAAAUAAAUUGAUUUUUAGCACGAUCCGAUUUUUUUUGUAUUUUUAAACGAACUUCAUUUUUUUAAGCUUCUCGAAGUAGUUAGAAAAUAAACAGGACCCUUUGAUGAGUCAUUUUUUUAAUGGUUACGAAAUUUUUAACCAAUAAUUUCUUCGAACUUGUUAUAUGUAUGGAAAGUGAACCCUGAAAUAUUUCCAAAUGAGUAUGAACAAGUUAACAAUAUAUUUUCGAAAAUAGUUAAACUGACAGAAAAAAAUUGGAAGGCUUCAAAAUUGCAAAAAAAUUGAAAAAAAUUUUUGAGAAAAAAACGUAUUUCUAACUCAGUUCUAAAUUUACUCAUUUUAGUCGGCCGCAAAGUUUUUCUCGAUAGCCUUUUUUGCGUCUUGUCUCUUGAUCUCAGGUGUCAACUUCAUGUGGUUUGGAGCCGACAAAGGAUGGUGAGACACUGCUUGAAAACCCAUUUCCAAUGGGUUUUCACUAUUAUUUCAGGAUAUCCCUCUUCUGCCUUUUCUUCACAAUUUACAGCAGUAUUCUGGUAUACGGCGUAUUUCUAGAGAAGCCAUUAUGUCUCCUUCCUUGUUUGGUUAUUCAGGUACUCAAAAAUGACAUGAGAAUUUCCCUCUAUUUCUAUUUCAGGGCAUUUUCACUGUUUUCAACUUCCUUUUCAUCAUUUUUCUUUCUUUGUACGGAGCAUUUUCUGACGUCAUCAAAGAGCACCAUGCAGCCAAUGAACCAUUGAGGGACCUGUACAAAAUGCACUCUUUGGAUCCGGAUAAUGACAAAAGUAGGUGACUUCUCGAACUGAUGAUGGAAAUAGCGCUUUUAUUGAAAAUGAUACUGAUGUACUACCGGCUAGGAUGGAAAGAAAAGCUAUAGAGACAUUUGAAUUUUCGUUUUUCGAUUUAGUUUGUGUCUUGUGAAAGAUGACUCUCAUAUUGUCCCAAGCUUUAAGUGAAUGAACUAACGAAUUUUUUUUUAAUAGAUUGUUAUUACUUCAAAUGGAGAAGUUUCAGCUCAAACAAUCGUCUCGAGCGCAUUCCUUUUCUCCUUAAUAGCUAUUUUUUUCAUCUCUACUUUUUCUUGGUACGCCAUCUUCAGAGCAAUGCAAUGCUACAAGGUUUAAAAAAUACUUUCUCAACCGUUAUUUGGAAAUUAUUCAGGAAAAUCAACGAACCUACUUGCCUGGAUACCAACCUGACAUUGUGGCUACCAAUAACAGCGACUACGAUAUUUGA
This is a messenger RNA of Caenorhabditis auriculariae, 1413 nucleotides long. Lineage: Eukaryota; Metazoa; Nematoda; Chromadorea; Rhabditida; Rhabditidae. The record is from the annotation of a GenBank genome assembly.